UCCACGCAUUUCCACGUUAUUAUGAUCAUAUGUGUACAUUAAAUUAAACGUCCGCGUUGAUCCACGUAAACGACGUGAGUGGACGCGAGGAAAACAAUUAGAAAACAAUGGAGGUGACGCGCUCAAACUUUCAGGACGUGCUGAGUGAGUUGGAGAACGUUAUAAAGGACGCUACUUUUCUUAGUAUUGACGGCGAGUUCACCGGUCUUAAUUCAGGUCCAGAUGCAGGUCCAUUUGACACGCCGGCUCAGUAUUACGCUAAGCUUCGAACAGGAUCAAUGGACUUUCUGCUGGUACAAUUUGGUCUAUCCGUUUUCACAUACAACUCAGAUGCGAACAAAUAUUCACAGCGCUCUUAUAACUUCUAUGUGUUUCCCUUACCGAUGAACCGCAAGGUAUCAGACAGUAGAUUUAUGUGUCAGGCGUCAUCUAUAGCAUUUCUGGCAAAUCAAGACUUUGAUUUCAAUAAGUUAUUCAAGUAUGGAAUACCUUAUCUCACUGCAAGCGAUGAAGAGAAAUUUGUCAAACGCUUGGAGGAGAAACAUAAAGCUAAAGAAGAGAGCUACCAUGACAUAAUUCCAGUGCCGGAUAAUGACAAACCUCAAAUAGAAAAAAUAUGUUCUAGAAUAGAGAAUUUUCUUGCCUCAGAUGCAAAAGAGUUGACGAUAGAUCAAUGUAAUGGUUUUAUCAGAAGACUGGUGUAUCAAGAGGCAGAACUUAGGUGGCCUAACAAAAUAAAAGUUGAAAACAAAAUGAAGAAUAGUUGGCAAUGUCUUUUGGUACGGAGGGCAGGUACUCAGGAGGACGAGAAAGAAAGGGAAAAUCAGAAAUGGGAAAAGGAAAAACUAGAACUUAAACAAGCUGUAGGACUCAGUAAUCUACUAAAGAAGAUUGUAGAGUCUGAAAAAGUAAUAGUAGGUCAUAACAUGUUAUUAGAUCUGUGUCAUAUUGUAAAUCAAUUUUUUACACCUUUACCAAAAGACUAUUCAGAAUUUAAGACCUUGCUUCAUGGCUUGUUCCCUAGUUUGUUAGAUACGAAAGUCAUCUGUCAAUCGCAGCAAUUUAAAGAACUUGUGUCGUCGUCGAAUUUGAACUUAUUAAUAAACAUCAUGAGCAAGCCUCCUUUUUCCAUUCCUGAUGUGGAGCCAGUAGAAGAUCGUAGUUAUUCGGUAUCAAGAAAAAAGUUUCAUGAGGCAGGAUAUGAUGCGUACAUCACUGGUUUAUGCUUCAUUGCAUUAUCAAAUUAUCUUGGUACAUUACAAAACUCUGAAAAUGCUACGGUACUAGCAAAUUCACCAUUGCUUAAUCCUUUUAUCAAUAAACUUCCUAUAGCAAGACUGAAAGAUUUUCCAUAUAUAAAUUUGGAAGGAAAAGAUCCAAAUCCUAGCAGAGAACACGUGUUUCACCUUAUAUUCCCCAAAGAAUGGAAAUACGCGGAUAUCACUAAUCUUUUUAGUCCAUUUGGAGGCGGACACAUUUCAUGGUUAUCGGACACGUCCGCGUACAUAGGCUUAUAUCGUCGCGAUCAGGCCGGCGCGGUGAUGACAAGCUUAUCUAAAGGAACUGUAUACAAAAUACAAAAAUAUACAAAGCAUCAAGCCACUUUGCAGGCUAAUGUUCCUAUCGAGGACCGCAAACGGAAAUUAUCACCAUCCGAAAAGGACAUGAAAGAUGACGAGGAAUCGACAGCGAACGGCGCGAAGGCACCAGAGGACAACGACGACGACGAUGACGAGUGGCAAGUUGCUACGGGUAAAAGACGCAAGAAACGCAAGGAGCAAGCGACUACCACCGUAACUAGCAAGAAAGCUUUCGAGGAAAACGACGCUUGGAACUAACUGCAGUGUUCCGGGGAACAUCACGUUGAGCGGCACGAAAUGCAGCAUGAUAUGCAUCAAUUGCAUAUACAUAAUACGUAACACAAAAGCGCCAAAACGUGCUGAAUAAAAAAAAAAAAAGAAAAAAAUCUUUGAUUUCACUGACCUCCACUUCUAAUCACUAAACGAAUGUCAAUAUGUGUAAUUUUAUCGAGAUAUAUAUUUAU
This is a messenger RNA of Cyphomyrmex costatus, 2044 nucleotides long. Its product is annotated as poly(A)-specific ribonuclease PARN. The coding region runs from base 108 to 1838 and encodes 576 amino acids. Gene Ontology annotation, molecular function: RNA binding; poly(A)-specific ribonuclease activity; metal ion binding. The transcript has 12 exons. NCBI's taxonomy places the organism in Eukaryota, Metazoa, Arthropoda, Insecta, Hymenoptera, Formicidae. Gene Ontology annotation, biological process: priRNA 3'-end processing; siRNA 3'-end processing; nuclear-transcribed mRNA poly(A) tail shortening. Gene Ontology annotation, cellular component: nucleus; cytoplasm. The record is from RefSeq and is a predicted model, not a curated record.